ACAAACAUAUACCCUAGCCAGGUGAAAGAACUGAAAGUCGACCAAGUCGGUCGUCAUUCGUCUUCAAAAAUUUUUCAGCGCAAGAAGAAACAAGCACAACAUAAAAACACACACGGACAGCGCACGUUUUUCGAACAUGUGGCGCGCUUUAUCCACAAUCGUAUGUGAUGAUAUUCAAUCCUGUAUGAUAAAAACUUACUCUUCUCGUAUAAAUCCUUAUGAACGUAGAGGAUCGGAUCAGGUGGCAUGCGAGCAACUUUUAUUAAUGUUUGCUAGUCGUCACCUGCCUUAUCGUUUGUAAGAAAACCUUACUAUCAGUGUCGCCGAAAUAAAGGUGUUUGUAUGUCUUGUCGAGUUUUGUGCCACGCGUUCGUUGUGGCACCAUUUGUAGGCUCUUUCACUUUAUUCCCAUCCUCUAGGCGUUUCGUGCGGUUGUCGUCGAGCUUCCACGAGCGCCUCUCGUUUGAGCUUACAUGUUUCGCAGGAUGUCGCACGCGGUGGCCGAGGAAGAAGCAGCGCUUUGCCCGGCGCCAGCUGGGGAGCCGCGAAGCAAGCCGUCUACCUUCUCAGAACACGUGUCAGCCGCCAUCGGUGCCCGCUCGUACAUCUGGACUUUUACAGCCAUCGCCGGCAUCCUGGUCGUCUCUUCCAUGAUGGCGACGUCGGCGAGGCGCGACGUCGGUGGCGCCGCCCCGCAGUUGGCGGCGCACGCGCACCGGGCAUCGGCGGGCGACGCCGACGUCCGCCUCGCGGCGCCGCUUUCGCCCACCAGUGGGCGCCAGAGCGGCGGCGUGGGGCAGCCGAUGAACUCGGGGCACGCCGGGUCUCUCGUGCGUCCCGGCGCUGGACGCGUUCGUAAGGGGACAGCGCGGCGAUCGCCUCUGUCAGCCGAGGACCGCCAGCUGAACGCGGCCGGCGCGGAGACAGGCGAGCCCGAAUACAUUCGCCAGGUGGACGGCUGCCGUUCGACCGUGUGCCGCUGGCAGGGCGAGUACUUGGGGGGCAAGCUGGACGAGACGGUCGACCCGUGCAUGGACUUCUACAGCUACGCGUGUCCCAGCCGCUGGUUCCAUCAGGACACCCUCGCCGCCAUGCCCUACAGACUCUACGCGGCGGGACAGCUCAUGUACCGCCUGGAAAACAUGUUCCACGAGUUCCACCAAGCAGAUGCGAGCGCGGACGCGAGCAGCCGCAACGCCAGCUUCAUGUCGCGCGCCUCGGACUUCUUCCUGCGCUGCGUCUCAAAGGAGCGGAGCCGAGGACCGUGGCCGGACCUCGAGGACCUCUUCCGUCACUAUGGUCUCGAGCGCUACCCGUACGAAGCAUCGCACGAGGGUACGUCGUCGCUCAUUGUGCCCAACCUGACCCGCGUUGCGGGGAUGCUGGACCGGGAGCUCGGCAUGGCGGCCAUCUUCCGACCAUCGCUGACCACUGCGCGUCGCCGCAGACAAGCCAAGAGUGUGGUGCUCUUCCUGGAUCCGCCUGAGUCGACGCCUUCCCUUCGCCUCCAAGGCGUCCUGGGCAAGCCCGACAAGGACUCACUGCUGCAGAAGAUCCUCGCCGGCUUCGCUCUGGUCAAGGCACUGCCUCGAAAACUGGAGGAAGAAGCUGCGCAGGUGCUGGCGAUCGACCACGAACUCUCUGCCAUCAUUCAAGCGGGCAGCGUCGCGUCUUCUCCGGAACACUCGACGGUGGCCACUACCGGCACUGGUCCCGUUCGCCAUGCCGCUCUUAUCAACGUUAGCACACUAGCCAGCAAUUACGGCAACAAGGCAUGGUCGUGGGAUGAGUACGCACGCAUUCUGCUGGGCGACAUCGUCUUCGGGAAGAAUGCCUCAAAGGAGCCGCGCGUUCUUGUUCAGGUCGACAGCCCCGAACAACUGGGACAACUGUCGGCGCUGCUCGUCAACCACGAGGCGACCGCGAUGCUCAACUACGUGGCCUUCUCACUGGCCGUCUUUUUGUCGCCUGCUUUGCCGCACGGUGGAACUGCGCAGGAGCUGCUCACUCUGAGCCACGGGGAGCACGUGCCUCAGGUGCCCGAAGAGUUGCAGGCGUGCGUUCACCUGCUGGCCAGAACCUACCGCUUCGGCGCCCUCUCCCUCGCCCGCCAGGCGGUCAGCCGUGACACCAGCGAUGGGAGCAACUACAAGUACGAGGGCGAUAUGCGCGCCCUGGUGGACGCAGCGCGGGAGCAGGUGUCCGCCCUGCUGCGCAACCGUACGGGCUGGAUGACGGCCACCGAGCUGUGGGCGGCGCUGCAGAGACUCGACGCAUUGCGGGUGGUCUUCCUCGGAGAGCCUGAGGACAGCACGGAGCACCUGUCGCGGUACUACGGAGCUGCGCUGUCCGGCAUCGGCCCGGGGCGAUCGCUGGCGCGGGCGCACGGCUCGGCGACGGCAAGUGCGCUUUUGCGCGCUUCACUCGGCCGCUGA
Dermacentor silvarum is the source of this 2435-nucleotide messenger RNA. RefSeq names its product endothelin-converting enzyme-like 1. The record is from RefSeq and is a predicted model, not a curated record. Gene Ontology annotation, biological process: protein processing. Gene Ontology annotation, molecular function: metalloendopeptidase activity. NCBI's taxonomy places the organism in Eukaryota, Metazoa, Arthropoda, Arachnida, Ixodida, Ixodidae. Gene Ontology annotation, cellular component: plasma membrane. The transcript has 8 exons. The coding region runs from base 474 to 2435 and encodes 653 amino acids.